AUGGGGUCCAAAAAUCAACCACAGCAGGAAAUGGUUCAGGUCGGUUCGUGCGCAUCACGGGGAGAGAACGGAGGCUCUGGAACCACUUCUCCCUUCUGGCGCAAUAAGCCAAAUCGUACAAAUCAACCUUCGAAGCCUUCAGAGUCGAAGACCGUCAUUGGUGCUUCCUACUCACACGCCGAUAUCCUGAAGUUCGACUCUUUAUCCUUAACACCCUCAAACUCUAGACCUCAAACUCCGCAGUCGUCGAACAAAAUCAGUCCACAAGUGACACGUACUCCACCUCCCAAAAAUGGUGCCAUAUCCUCACCUCCCAAGAAGCCCGCGUAUUCACAGCUUGUGUCUUCAGCGAAUAGUGAUUGGAACUCGUGGUCAGAUGACGAGGAGGACGAAGAGGAAGAAGAUAAGUCGACGGCUUAUGACUUUGAUGAAGGGGUAGAUGAAGAUGAAUUCGGAUUGCCCAGCAUAUCAAGCAUGAGGAGAGAUGUCCAAAAGCGUAGUCCGGCCAAACACGUUCAUGAUCCGGGUGGGUCUAGUCGCAGCACUACUGGGAGCGGAUCCUUUUACGGCUUAGAACCAACCCGGCCGACAGGCCGACUCAGAUCAAAUAGCUCUGAUAUCGCCCUUGAACGAGGGGCUCCAAGUUACCCUUCCGCGAAGAAGACGGAAGGGAAGAUUCUCAGGCCACAGUAUAAAGAGAUAUUACGAGACCCUGCAAACUCUCUUCACCUCAUCUCACACCCGUCGGUCCCAUCAAACGCAACCCCUAAAGAUGCUGAAGCCUUAAACACUCGCAUUUCCCGUAUCAACAAAUUCAAGCGAAUACUCCAAGCAAGCAACAUCUCGCUGUCGGAGCUACGUGAUCUAGCAUGGUCAGGCUUACCCGCUGAAGUUCGCGCAAUGUCGUGGCAACUACUGCUUGGAUAUCUGCCCACUAGUAGUGAGCGCCGAGUCGCCACUCUUGAGAGGAAGCGCAAAGCUUAUCUUGACGGCGUAAAUCAAGCAUUUCCAGAAAUCAUUAGCUCAGGAAAACCUUCGAACAGACUAUCUUCCGUAGAUAAGACAAAACAGCGGGGGCUUGACGAAACAUUAUGGCACCAGAUUUCUAUUGAUGUUCCACGAACCUCGCCGCAUCUCCAAUUGUACAGCUAUGAGGCUACCCAAAGAUCUCUGGAGCGCAUUUUGUAUGUUUGGGCAAUAAGACAUCCGGCUUCCGGCUACGUACAAGGUAUCAACGACCUCUUGACCCCGUUUUGGCAGGUGUUCCUCGGCAGCUACAUUACCGACAACGAUGUCAGUAGCGGCAUGGAUCCUGCGCAAUUACCGAAAGCAGUCCUAGACGCUGUAGAAGCGGAUGCAUUCUGGUGUCUCACUAAAUUGCUCGAUGGCAUACAGGAUAAUUACAUCUUUGCACAACCUGGAAUCGUUCGACAAGUCAACUCUUUGAAAGACUUGACCACCAGAAUCGACUCUGGACUGGCCAAACACCUUGAGAAUGAGGGGGUUGAAUUCAUGCAAUUCAGUUUCAGAUGGAUGAAUUGCUUACUGAUGCGAGAAGUGAGCGUCAAUUCUAUCAUAAGAAUGUGGGACACGUAUAUGGCCGAGGAGCAAGGCUUCUCUGACUUCCACCUCUACGUCUGUGCAGCUUUCUUGGUCAAAUGGAGCGAUCAGCUAGUAAAGCUCGAAUUUCAGGACAUUAUGAUGUUCCUACAAUCUCUGCCGACAACGGAGUGGACAGAGAAGGAUAUAGAACUACUACUUAGUGAGGCAUAUAUCUGGCAGAGCCUGUUCAGGGGAUCUAGCGCCCAUCUUCGAAACUCUGGUGCUGUCCUCUCAUCCUUCAACAGACAGCUCAGCGCUCUCCAAUCGACCAAAACCCCAAACUUACUCCCUCAGCAAGCAGCACUCCAGACUUCCACCCCUCAAGCCAACAAGCCUUUUCCCUUCCUCUCCCUCCCCGGUGAAAUCCGCAACAAAAUCUACGACUACGCCCUCAUCUCCGACCCCGAACACCACAUCUACUACGGCCGGCUCUCCCAAGCCCAACACCGCGCACUCUGUCACGAUCCCUGCCGUGAGAAAGGCCAACCACCUUUCCGCCUCGAUCUGCUCCUCACCAACAGACAAAUCUACCACGAAGCCUCCUCCGUCUUCUGGGGCUGGAACCUCUUCCGCGUGGAGAUCGGCACGUCCAGGCUCCCAACACUAGCAGCGAGGGAUUGGGCGCAGUUCUCGUCCGGAUGGACGCAAGACUGCUGGGCGAGCAUCGAAGAAUAUCUGGAUGCCGCUGCCCUAGGGAAGGGGAAGGCGAAGGGGAUGGGGAAGGAGAUCCCCGCCCGCGCCCUCGCCAAAAUCAGCACUAUGGACAUAAUAGUGCAUUUCCUGCCCGAGGCGAAAGAAGUGUACAAACACCUCUCCGACGACGUGGAGGGCGCAGGUCUCUACGAACACACGAUCCGCGACGUCAGCGCGUUUGUGGAGCAAUUGAUGCCUGGGGGUGUGAAAGCGCAUGGGCUGACUGAUUUGAGGGUCGUGUAUGAUGGGCGACCUGAGUGGUCGAGUCGGUGGCUGGGGGUUGAGGGGGAUAGUUGGGGGGUGAGUGAGUCGAAGGAACGGGUGCUGGGGCCGCUGGGGUGCCUAAGGGGGGUGGAGUACGUGGAGGUUUGUACGGGAGGUGGAGAUCGUGGGUUGGAGAUGAAGCUGGAGGGGGCGAUGAGGAAGGCGGAGGCAGAGGUAGGGUGUGGGGAGAUUGUUGAGGAAGGGGCAGGAGAAAAGGUGAAGGGAGUAGUUGAGAUGUGA
Messenger RNA from Bacidia gigantensis, 2799 nucleotides. RefSeq lists its product as uncharacterized. Gene Ontology annotation, cellular component: Golgi apparatus. Gene Ontology annotation, molecular function: GTPase activator activity. The record is from RefSeq and is a predicted model, not a curated record. Gene Ontology annotation, biological process: activation of GTPase activity. The transcript is spliced from 7 exons. Bases 1 to 2799 code for a protein of 932 amino acids. Lineage: Eukaryota; Fungi; Ascomycota; Lecanoromycetes; Lecanorales; Ramalinaceae.